Messenger RNA from Penicillium samsonianum, 866 nucleotides. Its product is annotated as 50S ribosomal protein L36. Gene Ontology annotation, cellular component: ribosome. The transcript is spliced from 3 exons. Gene Ontology annotation, molecular function: structural constituent of ribosome. NCBI's taxonomy places the organism in Eukaryota, Fungi, Ascomycota, Eurotiomycetes, Eurotiales, Aspergillaceae. The record is from RefSeq and is a predicted model, not a curated record. The coding region runs from base 112 to 435 and encodes 107 amino acids. Gene Ontology annotation, biological process: translation.
CAACCUCGCACCGCGCCACGAUACCUCUUGUUCUUUAUAAGGUGAUACUUGAGGCGCAGCCUCCAAUUGAUCACCUUCCGUGGAGAUAGACCGAAAUCGAAACCCGCCGCCAUGUUCUCCCUCCGCUCCGUCUUCGGUGCCUCCUCCGGUGCCCUCCGCCAAUUCCUCCCCUCUGUGACCACCCGGACCGCCUCAUUACGGCCUUUCUCGCACAUGAUUCGCAACAGCUUGACGAGGCUCCGUGGACAAGCAAAGUCUGGCAACGCUGUUGCCGUGGCGAAUGGGUCUGCUAGACAAGUGGAGCAGAUUCGGGGAAUGAAGACUCGGUCUUCUGUUAAGAGACUGUGUGAUGGCUGCAAGCCCGUUCACCGCAAAGGCCGUGUCUACAUUAUCUGCUCGAAGAACCCCAAGCACAAGCAACGGCAGGGGAAAUAGAGUCGUCGCUUUCCCGUCUUUUUCUCCGAUAGCGUGCAUCGCUUUGUCCUUCCGCGGCUGCCUUUACUCGAACAACCAGAGAUAUCGGCAAUAUUUCUAGACAUACAAAUAUGCUCUCGAUACCCAGGUCGUCUUUAAAUCCCUUGGAUACACGACUUGUCGUCGCGGAACUCGGAUCGGCGGCAUACUUUUGCAUUCUUGUUUCAAAACCAGACAGUGGUUGGAUACCACGGCGCUUGUGUAUUUUUCUUGUAUAUUAGUGUGGCAAUCAAGUUUAUUGGGUCUUCAUAUUUCAAUCCAACUCAUAUCAUGAUCUCCAGUCUUGUCUUUCUUGGAUGGCCAAUAUCUAUAGAUAUAUGCGCAGUUUACUCCAACCAACGGCCUGUCACCAUACUCAAGCCUCGAAACAACCAAGACAUCAUCGUUUUUCA